Trichoderma virens Gv29-8 is the source of this 2671-nucleotide messenger RNA. RefSeq lists its product as uncharacterized. Gene Ontology annotation, molecular function: protein binding. The transcript has 4 exons. Bases 140 to 2332 code for a protein of 730 amino acids. The record is from RefSeq and is a predicted model, not a curated record. Gene Ontology annotation, biological process: regulation of actin filament polymerization. NCBI's taxonomy places the organism in Eukaryota, Fungi, Ascomycota, Sordariomycetes, Hypocreales, Hypocreaceae.
GACUGCACACGAUCCGGCGGGCUUUUGCGUCCUUUUCUGAAGCAUUGGCCUUGAACAGUCGCAGCAGUAGAAGCAGCAGGUAGCCCCGGCUUUGCAUGAGCUGCGCCCCGAUUCAACACUGUCAGUGGCUUCUCCCAUCAUGGCCGAGGUGGACGUGCCCACCUUUGGCGCAGAGCUAAAGGAUGGCUUCAAGGCGGCCAACGCCUGGGUCAGCAACGGCAUUUCCUGGCUCGACGAGAUCCAGCAGUUCUACCGCGAUCGCGCCGCCAUCGAAAAGGAAUACAGCGCAAAGCUCGAUGCGCUGGCCAAGAAGUACUUUGAGAAGAAGAAUAGGAAGAUCUCUCAGCUGAGCGUUGGCGACAACCCGACCAUGACCCCCGGCUCGCUUGAGAGCGCUUCCCUGACGACCUGGUCCACCCAGCUUACGACGCUCGAGUCUCGCGCCUCCGAACACGAUCGCUAUGCGAACAACCUCCUAUCUCAAGUCGCCGAGCCGCUCAAGUUCUACAACAACCGCUUCGAUGAACUGCGCAAGCGCCAUGCCGACUAUGCCGACAAGCUCGAAGCCAGCCGCGACGCCUGCUAUGCCGAUUUGCGCAAAAUAAAGACAAAGUACGACGGCACAUGCCAAGACCUCGAGAGCAAGCGCAAGAAGACCGAGUCGCACUACGACAAGGCCAAGGCACAGAGCGCCUACCAGCAGCAGCUUUUCGACAUGAACAAUGCCAAAAACACCUACCUCAUCGCCAUCAAUGUCGCCAACAAGCAAAAGGAAAAGUACUACCACGAAUACGUCCCCGAGGUCAUGGACAGCUUGCAGGACCUGAGCGAGUUCCGGACGCUCAAGCUCAACUUUCUGUGGGACGUGGCGACUCGUUUAGAGGGCACCAUGCUUCAACAGAGCAACGGCAUGAUCGAGCACCAAGGCAAGGAGAUCCAGAGGAAUCUGCCUCACCUGGACUCCAUGAUGUACAUGCGCCACAACAUGGGCGCCUUCCAAGAGCCUGCUGACAAGAUCUUUGAGCCCAGCCCCGUCUGGCACGACGACGACCUCAUGAUUGUGGACGAGACAGCCAAGAUCUACCUGCGUAACGUACUAACCAAGUCCAAGGCUCAGUUGGCGGAACUCCGGAGAGAGGUUGACAAGAAGCGCAAAGAGGUGGACUCUGUGAAGCGGCUCAAGGAACGAGUUCGAGAAGGAAAGGAAAAGAAGGAUGAGGUCGAAGUUAUCCGCACGCUAUUCGCCAUGCAAGAAGACCUCAUUGCCGUGGACCAGAAGAGGCUCACGGCUGAGGUCGAAACCACUACCAUCACAACCGCAGUUGGUGAUGUUACACUGGGGGCUAAGAACCACAACUUCAAAAGCCAGACCUUCAAGAUACCAACCAACUGCGACUUGUGUGGAGAUCGUAUCUGGGGCUUGAGCGCCAAGGGAUUCGACUGCCGGGACUGUGGUUACACGUGUCACAGUAAAUGCGAGAUGAAGGUGCCUGCGGAUUGUCCUGGCGAGCAGAAUAAGGAGGAGCGAAAGAAGCUCAAGGCUGAGCGCCAGGCCGCCACCAACAAGCUCCUUACACCCGACCCGGCGUCGAUGUCGAACGAGAGCCUAGCUCGAUCCAAUACCAUGAACUCGGUCAGCUCACAGUCCGCACGGCAGUCCGUCAUAUCUGGGCCACAGACGCCGUCAGAAGAUGCACCCUCUGAGGUUGCUCCCAAGGCGGCUGCGCCUGUUGCGGCUGCAAAGACUACCACUGCAGCUCCUGCGAAGAGGAACAGGGUAGUUGCACCGCCUCCCGCGGCGUAUAUCUCACAGCCACCAGCGGGUAGCACGAAUGGCAUUGUGGAAAAGGAAGAAAAGAAGGGCAAGAUGCUAUACGCGUUUGACGCCGGUGGCGAUGGAGAGCUGUCGGUAGCGGAAGGCAAGGAAGUGGUGGUGUUGGAAGCAGAUGACGGCUCCGGCUGGAUCAAGGUUCGCGAUGGCUACAAGGAGGGUCUUGUGCCGGCGACAUACAUAGACCUCAACAUUGCGCAAUCAACAUCCUCGGCCUCCGCCCGUCCAUCCUCCACCUAUUCCACGUCAACAACAUCAUCGUUGGCCCUCAGCGCCGCUUCACGGAAGAAGGGCCCUGCGGUGGCGCCCAAGCGAGGGGCCAAGAAGCUGCAAUAUGUGGAAGCUCUAUAUGACUACACCGCGCAGAGCGACGCAGAGCAUUCCAUGAAGGAGGGCGAGCGCUUCGUGUUGGUCAAAGAUGACUCUGGGGAUGGCUGGGCGGAGGUCGAAAAGGCCGGCGUGACGGCCAGUGUACCUGCCAACUAUAUCCAGGCUGUGUAGGGGAGACAGCGCUUGGUGAGGCGGGUAGGGGUGUGAAUUGCGGUGACUCCUUAUUUGUUUGGUUGUUGCCUUUACGAUGAAGGGAGAGGGGAAAACAGAAGAGGUGGAAACUUCAUGAUGAGAAACCCGAAGAGGCAGCUCACGAGAAGGUAGAAGGGAAAAGAAGCGAAAACGCUUAGUUUGUCAUUAGAGGAGGUCAGAAAGAACCCAGGGGGGCAACGAAACUUUUGGCCAUUGAACGAAACAAAAAGUAAUAGGGGGGAGCUCAUGCUAACAGCGGGGGAGGAGUUUGUAUAUAUAGAUGAUUACGAUGGCAGGCUAUGGAUGAUUCAAACGUCU